AUGCAGCGGCCAGAAUACAUUAUCGAGCAUAUGGAAGAGGAUGAACCUGAUGCGCCGGCGCACUUCCCACCAUGGGCACUCCUCGAGUACCGGCACAUGCUAUACCAUAUCGGCGCCGGCUCAACAGUGCACUUUACGGCCCUAUCACAGGCAUCCCUGGACGCAUUAGAAGAGGCCUUUUCUCAGCCACUGCUGCCACUAACGAAUCCAGCCAAAUUUGAACUACACGCCAAGUCAGUCACAACCCUGGCGAAGGAACGUGGUUGGAGCAUGGAACGGAUCUGCUUGCUUGAUCCGAAAGCACCUCUGCCUUUGUCUGUGCGGGAUGCUGGCAUGCACACGUCCCAAGCGCCGGCACCGUCUUCGGCGUCGCAGGCCAUGCCCUUUACACACUUUUUGUUCGGAGGCAUUCUUGGUGAUGAUCCGCCGCGCGAUCGAACGUCGUCUCUUCGCAACAUGGGAUUUCCAGGUCGGCAUCUCGGUAGCGUCCAAAUGUCGACAGACACGGCGGUAGGCGUCACGAAGCGUGUGGUAGAGGAUGGAUUGCGGUUAGGCUUGGCAGAGCUCCAGGGCACGGAAGGUGCUGACAUCGACUCAGAUGGCCAGGGGUCGCUCGUGUUUGUGGAUAGUCCCACGAUCGAAUUUGGUCGUGGCGAGUCGGUACGUAUUUGGACGACCAGUCGCUGUCUCGUUGACGCUUGA
Molecule: messenger RNA, 702 nt
Organism: Malassezia globosa CBS 7966
Lineage: Eukaryota; Fungi; Basidiomycota; Malasseziomycetes; Malasseziales; Malasseziaceae
Exons: 1
Coding region: 1-702 (233 amino acids)
Biological process (GO): peptidyl-arginine methylation
Molecular function (GO): protein-arginine omega-N monomethyltransferase activity
Source: RefSeq, a predicted model, not a curated record